Molecule: messenger RNA, 777 nt
Organism: Letharia columbiana
Lineage: Eukaryota; Fungi; Ascomycota; Lecanoromycetes; Lecanorales; Parmeliaceae
Exons: 1
Coding region: 1-777 (258 amino acids)
Source: RefSeq, a predicted model, not a curated record
AUGGCUGAAGCCUGGGACUCUGAUCGCUAUUAUCACGAGAGUCUGGUGUCGUCUACCGACUCUUCAGACGCAGCUGACCGACACUUCAAUGUCCAUCGGGAAGAAAUCCGGACAACGCCCCUCUUCUCAGCGGAUGUGUUGGCAGGUGUCAACGAGACACAACCGGACGUGCUGCCCCAGUAUAGCUUCCUCGCCAAAGUUCUGGACACAUUCGGCGGCCAGGGUCAACAGAACACGCAUGACCUCCUGACUCCAGACUUGGGCAUUUCCGGCGUUACGCUCAACCCCAACUCUCAGUCCUCCACGACGAGGAGGGGCGACAGCCGGCUGUUCGUCAAUAUGAAUGCUCCAUGGUCUGCCUUCAUCUGCGGUUCUCAAGGGAGUGGGAAGAGUCAUACCUUAUCAUGCAUGCUAGAGGCCGCUCUGAAGCCUUCUAGGCUGGGAAAACUCCCAUGCCCACUGGCUGGGAUGGUCUUUCACUACGAUAAGUUCACGGGAUUCUCGGCAAGCCAAAUCUGCGAAGCGGCAUACCUCGGCUCCACAGGCAUCCCGGUGACGGUCCUGGUAUCGCCAAGCAACCUCCAUCGUAUGCGGAGGGCCUAUGAAAACAUGCCGAGGUUACCUUCGAAUGCACCCAAGCCGGUGGUGGCGCCAUUGCUGCUCGAAGAGAAGCACCUAAACGUCGAGCGUAUGAUGAAGCUGAUGGCUAUUGACGAGAAAGAAGGAAAGGUUGCCCUAUACAUGGAGGUGAGUGAUGGGAUAGAGCCAUGUCAGUGA